AAUUCGUCUUCCGCUAUGUCUGUGAUGAUUGUGACAAGUUUGGGGGACAUGGUAGUUGAUUUGUUUACGGAUGAAUGUCCUUUGACAUGCAAAAAUUUUCUGAAAUUAUGCAAGAUAAAAUAUUAUCAUAAUUGUCUCUUUCAUACCGUUCGGAAGAAUUUCACAAUGCAGACGGGAGAUCCAACUGGAACAGGAUCCGGAGGGGAUUCGAUAUACAAAUUUUUAUACGGGGCUCAGGCACGUUUUUUUGGUGAUGAGAUUCAUCCAGACUUGAAGCAUUCAAAGAGGGGAACUGUUGCGAUGGCUAGCACUGGUACUGGUGAGAAGAAUCUAAAUGCUUCUCAGUUCUAUAUCACGUUACGUGAUGAUCUCGACUCCCUUGAUGGGGAGCAUACUGUUUUUGGAGAGAUUACAGAAGGGUUUGACACAUUGAAUAGGAUAAAUGAAGCUUAUGUGGAUGACAAGGGCAAGCCUUAUCAAAAUAUACGAAUCAAACACACUUACAUAUUGUAUGAUCCUUUCGAUGAUCCUUCCCAGUUAGACGACUUGAUUCCAGAUGCUUCACCUGAAAGAAAGCCGAAAGAUGAGAUUGAUGAUGAUGUUCGACUAGAGGAUGAUUGGAUGCCAAAGGAUGAGGAAUUAGGUGUUCGUGAAGAGAGGGAAGCACACUCCCGAGCAGUAAUACUUGAAAGUGUAGGAGACAUUCCUUAUGCUGAGAUGAAACCCCCUGACAAUGUGCUCUUUGUUUGUAAAUUAAAUCCGUCAACUAAAGAGGAAGCACUAUAUAUAAUCUUCUCACGCUUUGGAACCGUGACAUCUGCUGAAAUUAUCAGAGAUCACAAGACUAGGGAUAGUCACUGUUAUGCUUUCAUCGAGUUCGAGGACAAGGAGUCCUGUGAGCAAGCAUAUUUUAAGAUGGAUAAUACUAAAAUUGAUGAUCGAAGGAUACGAGUUGAUUUUAGUCAGAGUGUAGCAAAGUUAUGGUCCCAAUAUCGACCUAGAAACCAAAGAGGCAGUGGUGUUGAUGCCAUCAAACAACAGAAAGAACACAACAAGCAGCAGCAUGGUGGAGAUUGUAACUCAAAGUACUCUAAAUUUCUGAAAACAAGAAAAGAGAGAAGAAAGCACAAAGGGAGAAAACACCGGCAAAUAACAAAGACACGUUAAGGCUGGUCAAAUAGAUUCAAUUAUGAGCAUAUAACAAUGUGUAAUCAGUUGAAAUUAGAGAAUGAAGAUUCUAUCCCUCUUUUAUUUAGAUUCAUACCUUGACAUGAUUUGUGAUACAAUAAAUUA
Messenger RNA from Solanum tuberosum (potato), 1293 nucleotides. Its product is annotated as peptidyl-prolyl cis-trans isomerase CYP59-like. The transcript has a single exon. Gene Ontology annotation, molecular function: peptidyl-prolyl cis-trans isomerase activity; RNA binding. Gene Ontology annotation, biological process: protein peptidyl-prolyl isomerization. Gene Ontology annotation, cellular component: nucleus. The record is from RefSeq and is a predicted model, not a curated record. Bases 16 to 1167 code for a protein of 383 amino acids. NCBI's taxonomy places the organism in Eukaryota, Viridiplantae, Streptophyta, Magnoliopsida, Solanales, Solanaceae.